GCCACGCCGAGGGGGGCGCACGCCCGGACCCCCGGCCCAGAGAGCACGGGCGGCCCCCAGGAGCGAAGCGCCUAGGGCCCUGCCGGGGCGCUUUGUCUAGGUCGCUAGCCGCUCGGAUCGCUAGGAAACCUCCCCGAUGCUGAGAAGGUGAGCGCUCUGCAGCUCCGCGUAGCCCGAGCAGCCCCGGUCCGGCCCGGCCCGGCCCGGCCCCGGCCCCAGCCGCCGCCUCAGGAUGGACGGCUUCUAUGACCAGCAAGUGCCUUACUUGGUCAGCAACAGUCAGCGUGGGAGAAGCUGUAAUGAAAAACCAGCAAAUGUCAGGAAAAGAAAAUUCAUUAACAGAGACUUGGCUCAUGACUCAGAAGAACUCUUUCAAGAUCUGAGCCAAUUACAGGAAACAUGGCUUGCAGAAGCUCAGGUGCCUGACAAUGAUGAGCAGUUUGUCCCAGACUAUCAGGCUGAAAGUUUGGCUUUUCAUGGCCUCCCCUUGAAAAUCAAGAAAGAGCCCCACAGCCCAUGCUCAGAGCUGGGCUCGGCCUGCAGUCAAGAGCAGCCCUUUAAAUUCAGCUAUGGAGAAAAGUGCCUCUACAAUGUCAGUGCCUAUGAUCAGAAGCCGCAAGUGGGAAUGAGGCCCUCCAACCCCCCAACGCCGUCCAGCACUCCUGUGUCUCCCCUGCAUCAUGCUUCUCCGAAUGCAGCUCACACUCCUAAGCCCGAUCGGGCCUUCCCUGCUCAUCUCCCACCAUCCCAACCCAUCCAGGACAACACCUACCCAAUGGACCACAGAUUUCGACGCCAGCUUUCUGAGCCUUGUAAUUCCUUUCCACCUUUGCCUACGAUGCCAAGGGAAGGACGUCCAAUGUACCAACGCCAGAUGUCUGAGCCAAACAUCCCCUUCCCGCCCCAAGGUUUUAAGCAGGAGUACCAUGAUCCGGUUUAUGAACAUACCACCCUGGUGGGCAAUGCAGCCAACCCCAGCUUCCCCCCACCUCUGAUGAUUAAACAGGAACCUAGAGACUUUGCCUACGACUCAGAAGUGCCUAGCUGCCACUCCAUUUAUAUGCGGCAAGAGGGCUUCCUGGUGCACCCCAACAGAACAGAGGGUUGCAUGUUUGAAAAGGGCCCCAGGCAAUUUUACGAUGACACCUGUGUGGUCCCAGAGAAGUUUGAUGGAGAUAUCAAGCAAGAGCCGGGGAUGUACCGUGAGGGACCCACAUAUCAACGGCGGGGUUCGCUGCAGCUGUGGCAGUUCUUGGUGGCCCUCCUUGACGACCCCUCAAAUUCCCAUUUCAUUGCUUGGACUGGCCGUGGCAUGGAGUUUAAACUGAUUGAGCCUGAAGAGGUGGCCCGGCGCUGGGGCAUUCAGAAAAACAGACCGGCCAUGAACUACGACAAGCUGAGCCGCUCCCUCCGCUAUUACUACGAGAAGGGUAUCAUGCAGAAGGUGGCUGGAGAGAGAUAUGUCUACAAAUUUGUUUGUGAUCCCGAGGCACUUUUCUCCAUGGCCUUCCCAGAUAACCAGCGCCCACUGCUGAAGACAGACAUGGAGCGUCACAUCAAUGAAGAGGACACUGUGCCUCUCUCCCACUUUGAUGAGAGCAUGGCCUACAUGCAAGAAGGCGGCUGCUGUGAUCCCCACCCCUACAAUGAAGGCUAUGUAUACUAGCUACUGGGACAGCGUGGCUGGGAGAUGGGCCCCUCCCAGGCCUUUUCCUCUUUUGCCAAACAUGGAGAAGAAAAGAGGAAAACACUUCAUUUUGUUUUUUUUAAAGAAUAGUCACACACACACACACA
Messenger RNA from Trichosurus vulpecula (common brushtail), 1794 nucleotides. RefSeq names its product ETS variant transcription factor 1 (gene ETV1). The transcript has 13 exons. Lineage: Eukaryota; Metazoa; Chordata; Mammalia; Diprotodontia; Phalangeridae. Gene Ontology annotation, cellular component: nucleus. The coding region runs from base 233 to 1666 and encodes 477 amino acids. The record is from RefSeq and is a predicted model, not a curated record. Gene Ontology annotation, biological process: cell differentiation; regulation of transcription by RNA polymerase II. Gene Ontology annotation, molecular function: sequence-specific DNA binding; DNA-binding transcription factor activity, RNA polymerase II-specific.